AUGUCCCUGCAUUUUCUGCAAGGUCGAGCCUUUCCUCAUUUACCACUCAUAAAUUCUUCAUCGCCUCAUUCUCAGCCUCUUCCCAGAGCAGCCAAUCGGCUUCUAGCUGUGUCGGGUCCUGGCGUUCUAAAAUCCCGACUGAGAUUCUCCACCUUACUCUCGUCACGUCCCACGUUCUUUAAACUGUCUCACGCAAGCAAAAGACCGAAGCGUGCGUCUAACGUCGCGGAUCUCGAACACCAGUCGAGUUCGAUUCCCCAGUAUGCCGAUUCAGCCUAUUAUGCGGUGAACAUGAACUCUGCGCCAAUGCAGAAUGGACGGGGGGCCAGCCGGCCGGCUCCCUCACAUGACUCUUGGGACCGCAAUGCGCCCCAUCGGGAUACACAUCAGAGUGUGGCAUAUGGGGACUAUCCUGUGCAAGGCAAUCCUCCACCGUCGCAGUACACUCCUACGCUGGCUAUGAAUUCGAAUUUUGGGUCUCAGAUUCCACAGAUCAAUCAAACGCUACACGCCUAUCAACCUCAGGGCCACGCUCCUGCCAUGCAACAGCACCAACCACAAAUGCCUUUGGGGGAAGGCCAACAACAAUUUAGCGCUUUUAAUACGUUGCCACGAGACCUAGUGACCAUGGAUCAAGCGUUCGUCCAAACGGCACAGAAUAUGCCCUGGACGUAUCCUGGCUUUAAUAGCGGGAUGCCAUUGCCAUUCCCACCCCCAUUCCCUCUACUCCCUUUCGAUAUGAAUACCCCACUGCCACUACCCUUCCAAAACACCCGGCCCAUGAGCACGAUGACUGGUGGCGCAGGCCAACGGGUCGCAUCCGAGCGCCAAAGACAACGAUCGCCAACACCGCCAGUCAAAGUCCCGCUUCCGACACUGCAAUACAUAAAUCAAGCAUCACUGAAACCAGAGAAGACCGAAAAGCGGCCACUUCUCGUUAUCCUCGAUCUGAAUGGCACCCUAAUUUACCGCAAGCUUCGCAAAUUCCCGCCGAAAUUCGCCAGACGCACUGGUCUAGAUCACUUCCUAGCCAUGCUAGUCAAAAACUACAAAGUCAUGAUCUGGUCCAGCUCCCAACCCCAGACCGUGAAUGCCGUCUGCGAGCAGAUCUUCCCAGGUCCCAUGCACGACGCCCUCGUCGCCCGCUGGGGACGCGACAAAUUCGGCCUCAGCUCCGGCCAAUACAACAAAAAGCUCCAAGUCUACAAGGAGCUGCACAAAGUCUGGGCGGUGGCAGAUAUCCAAGGCGCAUUCCCAGGCAACGAGCAUCUACAAGACCCCCCGGCCUCAUCACCAGGCGCACAGGCACCACACAAGAACCGCAGGCAAAAGCUUCGCGAUGCUGAGGCUGCAAAGCUUCCCGCAGGCCACCGCUGGGACCAGACCAACACCAUCCUCAUCGACGACAGCAAGCUCAAGGCUUCCAGCGAGCCAUUCAAUAUCCUCGAGAUCCCGGAGUUCAACGAUGAUCCCAGUAUCGACGAAACGAAGCUCUUCGCUAAGGUCCUCACCCGCCUUGAUUAUCUCGCCCACCACGACGACGUGAGCAAAGUCCUCCGCAUCUGGAACGAGCGAGUAGACAAGGGCGAGGGCAGUAUUCUCGAAUUGGAUAUUGGGUUGCAUGAGGAUUCUGUUGACAACGAGGACGGCGGGAUCAGUCUCCUCCCAAAGCAGUUAAACGCCGACUCUAAUGGCGAUCUCAUGACGUUUGAUGGUGCCAAGGAUGUCCCUCCUCCUACGACUGCUAAGCCCAAAGCCAAGAAAAAUAAGAAGGCGAAAGCAAGAGAGAAAGCGGACGCCGCCAAUACUAUAACCCCGAACACUGCAGCGACAACACCCGCAACCGCCAGUACUGCAACCACCAACCCGCCAGUCAUAAAGCUAACACAGCAACCCGAACAGAAAACAGAAGAGCAGAAAGCGGAAAUAAAAAUGUCCCGCAAGGCGCGCAAAAGGGCCAGACAGGCCGCCGCCGUCGCCGAAGCUGCCACUGCCGAAGCAGAAUACCGAAAGACACACGGGAUUCCAACACCAAGUUACAAUAAUAUAACGAGCCAACAAGUCGUCGCCAGUAUCGAACCAGAAGUGAAGAAUCACGCCCAUGCUCGAAUUGGAAAAAGUGAGAAAUCCAUUCGCCGCAGACAAAAGGCCCUAGACAGAAGGGCUCAGUGGGAAGUUGAUCCUCCCGCGCCUCUUCCUGGAUCUCGGACUGCACAGGAAAGAUACAACUUCCGGAAAAAGAGUGUUGCUGCUCCUGCUCCCGAGCCAAAUAAUGCAUCUGCAUCUGCAUCUGACUCUGCUUCCGGGCCAGUGUUCGAGUCCGCCACUGCCGCUGUCCACGCUGCCAAUGCCGCUCGCAUCGUGACGAGUGGAUUAUCACCCGAGUAUUUCCCUCCAGAUGCGGAUGUGACUGUUGGCAUGGAAUUGGACGUGGAUGAGUACGUCCCACCGGAUGUUUUGACUGCGGGAGCUAAGCAUAACCGGUCGCCGUCGCCGGCUUCGUCGGCCGAGUCGAGGAAUUCGCUGCUUGAUCGUCUUGAGGAGGGGCUUGGGAUUGGGGUCGUGAAGCGUUGA
This is a messenger RNA of Penicillium egyptiacum, 2574 nucleotides long. The record is from the annotation of a GenBank genome assembly. Lineage: Eukaryota; Fungi; Ascomycota; Eurotiomycetes; Eurotiales; Aspergillaceae.